Molecule: messenger RNA, 1443 nt
Organism: Cinara cedri
Lineage: Eukaryota; Metazoa; Arthropoda; Insecta; Hemiptera; Aphididae
Source: the annotation of a GenBank genome assembly
AUGUUGACGUUAUCCUUAAGAAAAAGAAUCAAAUCUAAGCGAAUUCCAACAGCAAAAAUUGAUGAAUUAUUAGAAGAAAUUGGAUUAAUAAGACAUGUAGUACCUAGAGAUGGUAAUAGUUUGUUCAGAUGCAUUUCUCAAUGUGUAUUUUUCACUCAAAGUUGUUACUUGGCUGUUAGACAACAUCUCUUACAGUUCUCUACGUUACAAACUGAAGAAUUUAGUAAAAUGACUGAGAUAUCUGUCAAUAGUUAUGAAAAGAAAAUAACUGAUAGAAAGUUGGAUGGGGAAUUAUUGGAUAUGCAUAUCGCUGCUAAAUUUUACAAAAUUAAUAUUGUGUUUUAUGUAGAUGCACUUCCUUUUGUACCUCUUAUUAUUACAACUCCAGAUGCAGUAAAAACUUUGAAUGUGUGUCUGAAUUAUGAAGGCACAUAUGAUUUAGUACUUGCGAAAGAAGUAGUUGUAAAUAUUUCAUUUUGUCAAACUAUUAUGUAUAAAAUGUUAUAUCAUGAUGUUUUUAAACUAUCUGGCGUAGAUUUUGCUGUGAAAAAGAUGUUAUUUGACAGAUCUUUACAAUCUACUAAAUCAAAUGACCAGGAAAGUUUGGAAAAAAGAGCUACUUGUACAGACAUGAAAGAACUGCUGGAAAAUGGUAUUAUUCCAUUUCCGUUUAAAGUGGCUAAAGCUUUGACACCUAAUUUGUAUAGAAAUACAGAGUAUGACAUUUGGAUGAAUAACAAAAAAGACAAAUUUCUUGGUAGGUGUAAUAAUUGGGAAUUUAAAGAAGGAAGCCAGUGUAUGGUUUUAAUUGGAAGUCAAUGGUGUCAUUGUUAUAUUCAACGUAUUCGUGGAAAAAAUGAACCUGUAGAAGUGUAUGUUAGAGAUUUGGCAAAAAAAAUUGAUGUGGACUUUAAACAGUUAAGGUUAACAAUGGUUGAAUAUGAUGCAAGAGAAACAAUAAAUAGUCAUGUACAAGUUGACCAAGUGUCUUCAUCUACAGAUAUUCAACUUCCUGAACAAUAUCAAAAUCCUAUUCAAUAUAACAGUUCAAGUUUUAUACAAAGACAAGCAAUUCAUGGAGGAGUUUUUCCUGGGCCUUUAUUUUCUCCCCUUAGUUAUAUUCACCAUCCGUAUCAAUAUCUUCAUGCUGUAAUCCCUCCAAAUUUAGUAAACAACGGAAAUCUAAUGUGCCCUUUGUAUUUAUCUGCAACACCUCCACCAAUAUUAUCAAAUGAUUUUUGCCCACCGACAGUUAAUGCAUCACCUGGACUGCCAUCAAUGUCUCAAUGUUGGUACUGUUCUAACAAUCCCACCAGUACACCUUGCAGCUGUGAGGAAUACAACAAUGAUGAAGAAAGUGGUGUGACCAUGGAUUCUAAUCAUGCGUAUCAACCUUGGCUAAUUCCAGAGUUCAAUGAGCCUGCUGAUGAAUUGCAGCAGUAA